Molecule: messenger RNA, 3057 nt
Organism: Pogona vitticeps (central bearded dragon)
Lineage: Eukaryota; Metazoa; Chordata; Lepidosauria; Squamata; Agamidae
Gene: SNX14
Product: sorting nexin 14
Biological process (GO): autophagosome maturation
Cellular component (GO): late endosome
Molecular function (GO): phosphatidylinositol-3,5-bisphosphate binding
Source: RefSeq, a predicted model, not a curated record
CGAAGCCGGAAGUGGCCCGCCUGGGGGGUCCUUCCCGAUGCUUGACAGGCUGGAGCUCUCCCCGGUUGGCGGCCGGGGUUGCGCGGCCCUCUGCCUUUACCCGCGAUGCGGUGGGCACGCGUGGCCGGCGAGAGACUGUGCCGGCGCCUGCGUGGGCUGGAGGCGCUGCGCGACAUCUGCCGCCAGUACCCGCUCUUUUGCUGCCUUCUCUUGGGUCUCAGUGUGGCAACGCUGCUGUUCAGCCGGUAUCUUCAUAUGCUAAUGAUCUUCUGGUCAUUUGUUGCGGGAGUUGCCACAUUCUAUUUUUCCUUAGGACCAGAUUCCCUCUUACCAAAUAUUCUAUUUACAAUCAAACAUAAAACUAAGCACUUAGAACUGCAAGAACCACAUUCCCAGGAUUACAGCUGUGAUGUAUGUGGUAACAUCAAGUGUAACAGGCACAGACGUGCAUUGCUUCUAGAAAAUUAUCAGCCAUGGCGGGACCUGAAUGUUCCUUCUAAAGUUGAUGCUUCUGUAUCAGAGGUAUUUGAACUACUGCUGGAUAACUUCGUAUAUCCUUGGUACAGAGAUAUAACUGAUGAUGAAUCAUCUGUGGAUGAAUUGAGAACAGCAUUGCGUUUUUUUGCAUCUGUAUUAAUACGCAGAAUUUACAAGGUGGAUAUACCAACAGUCAUAACAAAGAAAAUGCUAAAGGCAGCCAUGAAGCAUAUAAUAGUAAUAGCCAAAGCUGGACAGAAAGUGAAAAAUACUGAAUAUUUACAGCAAGCUGCUUUAGAAGAAUAUGGACCAGAACUCCAUGUGGCUUUGAGGAAUAGAAGAGAUGAACUCCAUUAUUUAAGGAAACUUACUGAACUUCUUUUCCCCUAUAUUCUACCUCCCAAUUCAACAAUCUGCAGAUCGUUCACCUUACUUUUAAGAGAAAUUUUAUCUGGGUCUGUUCUCCUACCUUGCAUGGACUUUUUAGCUGAUCCGGAUACGGUGAAUCACUUGCUCCUUAUCUUCAUGGAUGACAAGCCACCUGAAAAAGCCACCGAACCUGCUUCAGCUUUAGUUCCCUUUCUGCAGAAAUUUGUAGAACCCAGAAAUAAGAAGUCCUCUGCCUUUCAGUUGGAAUUGAAAGAAAUUAGAGGACACCAAGAUCUUUUUUUCCUUUUUAUGAAUUUUUUGAAAAAAGAAGGAGCUGUGCAUGUAUUGCAGUUUUACCUUGAUGUAGAGCAAUUUAAUGACAGAAUUUUGCAGCCAGAGUUACUGGAUGAAGAGAUGAUGUCCCUUCAUGAAGAAGUAGUGAAGAUCUACAAAACUUAUUGUUUGCACCAGAGCAUUGACAAAAUUAAAUUUGACCCUUUCAUUGUGGAAGAGAUAAAAAGUAUUGCUGAAGGCCCAUAUAGUGAAGUUGUGAAGCUACAAACAAUGCGGUGCUUCUAUGAAGCCUUUGAACAUGUUUUCUCACUCUUAGAGACUGUCUACAUACCUAGGUUCUGCCACACCGAUGAAUUUUUCAGAUAUCUCUUAAAAGAAGAUGAAUCCCCAACACGCAAUUCCAAAUCAAAGAGCUCUCAAAAGAAGGGAGAAUCUGGAAUCAGAAGCAUAAGCAGCAAAAUUAAAGGCGUGUUCAAGAGUACCACGAUGGAAGGAGCUGUGCUGCCCAGCUAUGGCCUGGCUGAAGGCGAGGAUGACUUUAUUGAAGAAGGCAUCAUGGUAAUGGAAGAUGAUUCUCCUGUGGAGGCGCUUAGCACACCCAAUACCCCUCGUAAUCUUGCUGCUUGGAAAAUUACUAUCCCAUAUGUGGACUUCUUUGAGGACUCUUUUGAAAGGAAAGAGAAGAGAGAGAGAAUUCCAGUGUUUUGUAUUGAUGUGGAGAGGAAUGACAGAACAGCAGUUGGACAUAAACCUGAACACUGGUCUGUCUACAGAAGAUAUCUUGAAUUUUAUGUUCUUGAAUCAAAGCUAACAGAAUUUCAUGGUACAUUCCCUGAUGCUCAACUACCUUCAAAGAGGAUAAUUGGACCAAAGAAUUAUGAAUUCUUAAAGUCAAAGAGAGAAGAGUUUCAGGAAUACUUGCAGAAACUUUCACAACAUCCGGAGCUAAGCAACAGCCAGCUUUUAGCUGACUUUUUAUCCCCUAAUGGUGGAGAGACACAGUUUCUUGAUAAAAUGUUGCCUGAUGUAAAUCUUGGCAAAAUUAUAAAAUCUGUUCCUGGAAAAUUAAUGAAAGAGAAAGGCCAGCACUUGGAGCCAUUUAUUAUAAACUUUAUUAAUUCCUGUGAAUCUCCCAAGCCUAAACCAAGUAAACCAGAGCUUACUAUUCUCAGUCCUACUUCUGAAAACAACAAAAAGCUUUUUAAUGAGCUGUACAAGAACAAUGCGAACCGCUCUGAGAACUUAGAGAGAAAGCAAAAUCAGAACUACUUUAUGAAAAUGAUGGCAGUUGAAGGCGUCUAUGACUGCUUAAUCUAUAUUGGCAUAAAGGUUUUCCACAUUCCUGAUUGGCUUCUUCUCAUUAUGAUGGGAGGCCGAAUUCUCUUCAAAAACACCUUAGAGACAUACACAGACAACUAUCUCCAGUACAAGCUGGAACAGCUCUUUCAGGAGCACCGUUUGGUGUCACUUAUUACACUUUUGAGAGAUGCUGUGUUUUGUGAGAAUUCUGAACCUCGAUCUCCUCAGGAUAAGCACAAACGGGCAAAACAGACCUUUGAAGAAAUGAUGAAAUACAUUCCAGAUUUGAUUGGUAAGUGCAUUGGAGAAGAGGCAAAAUAUGAAGGCAUAAGACUUCUGUUCAAUGGUUUGCAGCAACCAGUGCUUAACAAACAGUUAACUUACGUUCUUCUAGAUAUUGGGAUUCAGGAACUGUUUCCAGAGCUGAAUGAGGUUGAAAAAGAAUCUUUCUCAAUAUCAGACCACUGAAUUAACUCUGUUCCUAGAUGGCUGCUGUGUGCUAAUUUAAUGGAUAGGUCAUUGGUGUAGUCUUGUACAUUUGCUUGUAUAUAUAAUAAACUUCUAAGUUCAGGGAAAAAAUCCUUAAGAAGAAUUGAUUAAACUUUAUUAUUGAUUGAA